Lindgomyces ingoldianus is the source of this 927-nucleotide messenger RNA. RefSeq lists its product as uncharacterized. Bases 1 to 927 code for a protein of 308 amino acids. NCBI's taxonomy places the organism in Eukaryota, Fungi, Ascomycota, Dothideomycetes, Pleosporales, Lindgomycetaceae. The record is from RefSeq and is a predicted model, not a curated record. The transcript has 5 exons.
AUGCACAGAGCUAGACACCAAUCAAGCACCUCAGCUCUCCGUGUACACUGUCUGAGAACGGCGAACUAUCAUAAGUCUCUUUUAAUGCUUAUCGAUUUGAAUUCCUUCCAAUUUCCUUCAUUGUCGUACUAUCAACAUGAAAUCUACUUCCAAUCGAAUACCCCUGGACCCACAGGGGAAUUCUUCUUUUCCCUUGGUCCUCCUGCUACUGAGCGAUGUUUCCCAUCGGCUUGGUAUCCAGAUGUGGUUUACUCUCCAGGUGUAUGUCCAAUAGGUUACACCGCUGUAGCCCAGGAAACAUCAACAGUUUCAUCUCGGGUCAUUACUGAAGCUACCUGUUGCCCCAGGUACAUCACACGAAGCAUCUACUCUCACACGACCCGACACUGUUUUUCUAAAAUCGGAGAAUCGACCUCGCUAGUGUGGACUGCAAAUGGAAAAGCGACCACAGGCUCCGUUGGACCCGGUGACGGAAUCAAUGCCUGGGGCAUUAAAAUUCAGUUACAGGGCACUGGGGAAAGAUUGUCUUCCUCGACUGCGCUACCCACUACCCAAUCAUCAGGGCCCCAAACGAGCCUUAUAAUCGGAGUCUCAGUCGCCGGAGGGGUUAUUCUCUUAGCCGCCCUCGCAUUUUUGAUAUUUUUUUAUCGUUUCAGAAAGCGAGGGGAUGUAAAGCAGAGUGCCAAUCUGCAAGAUGACAACCAGCAAACGGAUUGUCAGGUUCUAUCGAGCACACACCCUGAGAACCUUAGUGAGCUAUCGGCGGUACCAACAAAGCCUUCAGUCGCCGAGAUUGUUGGGAAAAGCAUAAAUCCAGGUGACAUUCAGCUGCUCCAGGCACACCAAAAGGAUUCUAGCGGUUCGGGGAGUGGAGAUGGAGCUCAAAAACAAGACGUUGAUAAAUCCGCCCUAAUUGAACUACCAUAG